CGCCCCGGCCCGCUGCGCACGCUUCGCUCCGGGACGCCGACCGCGGCGGGCGCUUCCGCCUCGCGGGCCUCGGCCCGGUGCGAGCGGCACCGCGAUGUGGCUGAGCCCGGAGGAGGUGCUGGUGGCCAAUGCGCUGUGGGUGACGGAGCGGGCCAACCCCUUCUUCGUGCUGCAGCGGCGCCGGGGCCACGGCAAGGGCGGCGGCCUCACGGGUCUUCUUGUGGGCACCCUGGACGUGGUGCUGGACUCCAGUGCCCGCGUGGCCCCUUACCGCAUCCUGCACCAGACCCAGGACUCCCAGGUCUACUGGACAGUGGCGUGUGGUUCUUCCCGCAAAGAGAUCACAAAACACUGGGAAUGGCUGGAAAAUAACUUGCUGCAGACACUGUCCAUCUUCGACAGUGAGGAAGAUAUCACCACCUUCGUCAAGGGCAAGAUACACGGCAUCAUCGCAGAAGAGAACAAGAACCUGCAGCCCCAGGGAGACGAGGACCCUGGGAAGUUCAAGGAGGCUGAGCUGAAGAUGCGGAAGCAGUUUGGGAUGCCUGAGGGCGAGAAGCUGGUGAAUUACUACUCCUGCAGCUACUGGAAGGGCCGCGUGCCCCGGCAGGGCUGGCUCUACCUGACGGUCAACCACCUGUGCUUCUACUCCUUCCUGCUGGGGAAGGAAGUGAGCCUCGUGGUGCAGUGGGUGGACAUAACGCGUCUGGAGAAGAACGCCACCCUGCUCUUCCCCGAGAGCAUCCGUGUGGACACGCGCAACCAGGAGCUCUUCUUCUCCAUGUUCCUCAACAUCGGCGAGACCUUCAAGCUCAUGGAGCAGUUGGCCAACCUGGCCAUGCGGCAGCUGCUGGACAGUGAGGGCUUCCUGGAGGACAAGGUCCUGCCCAGGCCUGUCCGGCCACACAGGAACAUCUCAGCCCUGAAGCGAGAUCUGGACGCCCGAGCCAAGAAUGAGUGCUACCGAGCCACGUUCCGGCUACCCAGGGAUGAGCGGCUGGACGGCCACACGAGCUGCACCCUGUGGACACCGUUCAACAAACUGCACAUCCCUGGCCAGAUGUUCAUCUCCAACAACUACAUCUGCUUCGCCAGCAAGGAGGAGGACGCGUGCCACCUCAUCAUACCCCUGAGGGAGGUGACCAUUGUCGAAAAAGCCGACAGCUCCAGCGUGCUGCCCAGCCCCCUGUCCAUCAGCACCAAAAGCAAAAUGACAUUCCUGUUUGCCAACCUGAAAGACCGUGAUUUCUUGGUUCAGAGGAUCUCUGACUUCCUCCAGAAAACGCCAUCCAAGCAGCCAGGCAGUAUCGUUGGGAGCAGGAAAGCCAGCGUUGUGGACCCUAGCACAGAGUCUUCCCCAGCUCCUCAGGAGGUGCCAGAGCAGCCUGCCAGCCCAGCCUCUCCCCUCAGCAGCCGACAGAGCUUCUGUGUGCAGGAGGUGCCAACCGCAUCCCAGGGCCUGCUCAAGCUCUUCCAGAAAAACUCGCCCAUGGAGGACCUUGGAGCCAAGGGGGCCAAGGAGAAGAUGAAAGAGGAAUCCUGGCACAUCCACUUCUUCGAGUAUGGGCGCGGCGUGUGCAUGUACCGCACAGCCAAGACACGGGCACUGGUCCUGAAGGGCAUCCCUGAGAGCCUCCGGGGAGAACUGUGGCUCCUCUUCUCCGGGGCCUGGAAUGAGAUGGUGACUCACCCCGGCUACUAUGCUGAGCUGGUGGAGAAGUCCACUGGGAAGUAUAGCCUGGCCACGGAGGAGAUCGAGCGAGACCUGCACCGCUCCAUGCCCGAGCACCCUGCCUUCCAGAACGAGCUCGGGAUUGCUGCCCUCCGGCGGGUGCUGACCGCCUAUGCCUUCCGAAACCCCACCAUCGGCUACUGCCAGGUAAGGGGCCUGACGGGUCCAGAGACAGCAUCUGCCACCAGAGGCUCACAGGAGCAGGUCCCUGUGGUCCCAGGCCUGUGUGGUGACCCUGCCUCAUGUCCCAAGGAAGGAGCCCAGCUGCAGAAAAAGACCAGCAUUCUAUUGUUUUAUGUGUUUGGUGCUGGGACUGGCCAGGCUUGUGGGCGGGGAAAGCACGCCUCUGCCCAGGGCUGGAGGGACUUACGUGGAGGGGAUCUCCUUGUUUCCUCCUGCCCUGACUCUGCCUUCUCUCCGGGCACAGCUCUGAGCCCAGAGGAAGCCGAGUCAGCCCUGGAGGCAGCGCAUUAUUUCACAGAGGACAGCUCCUCAGAAGAAGCACCACCACAGGAAGAGCAAGAAGGAAGUGGCAGUGAGGAAGUCCAGGAAAAGAGAGGAGAGGAGAAGGGGACCAGCUCUCCGGACUAUCGGCACUACCUUCGAAUGUGGGCCAAGGAGAAAGAGGCUCAGAAGGAGACAAUUAAGGAUCUUCCCAAGAUGAACCAGGAGCAGUUCAUUGAGCUGUGCAAGACGCUUUACAACAUGUUCAGUGAAGACCCCAUGGAGCAGGACCUGUACCACGCCAUCGCCACCGUGGCCAGCCUCCUGCUCCGCAUCGGAGAGGUGGGGAAGAAGUUCUCGGUCCGCACAGGCAGGAAGCCCAGGGACUGUGCCACUGAGGAGGACGAGCCACCAGCACCUGGACCCCAUCACGACGCAGCCAGGGAGCUUCAGCCCCCAGCUGCAGGAGACCCCCAAGCCAAAGCUGGCGGAGACACACACCUCGGGAAAGCCCUACAGGAGAGCCAGGUGGUGGUGGAGGGGGGCAGCGGCGAGGGACAGGGCUCACCCUCCCAGCUGCUGUCUGAUGAUGAAACCAAAGACGACAUGUCCAUGUCCUCAUACUCGGUGGUCAGCACGGGCUCCCUGCAGUGUGAAGACCUCACAGACGACACGGUGCUGGUGGGAGGGGAGGCCUGCAGCCCCACAGCCCGCAUCGGGGGCACUGUUGACACCGACUGGUGCAUCUCCUUCGAGCAGAUCCUGGCCUCCAUCCUGACGGAGUCUGUGCUGGUGAACUUCUUUGAGAAGAGAGUGGACAUUGGACUCAAGAUCAAGGACCAGAAGAAAGUGGAGAGACAGUUCAGCACCGCCAGUGACCAUGAGCAGCCCGGAGCUUCCGGCUGAGGCCUGCAGGGGUGAGGCCUGGUCCGAGCUGUCAUCGGUGGAACUGGCCUCAUCUCCUGCCUUUCCUCCCUUAUCAGUUUUUCUUGAAAAGUGUGCCCCUCCUGCUCUCCCAGGAGCAGUGAGUUGUGAAUGGAAAGAAGGCUGGUGCAGACCCAGCUGCCUUAGACAGAUUCCCUGGGCCUGCAUCUCCCGGCGCUGGCUGCUUCUGGGCUCAGGAAGAGGCUGUGGCUCCCACCUUCCUUACACCCGCUGGGAGCACGUCUUGCACCAGCUGCACCUGCCUAGUGUUAGAGGCUCUCAGAUCUGCUCUUGCUUGCCUCAUACCUCUGUGCCCGCACUGUGGCCAGGCCAGCUGAGUCCCUCCAUCUGUGGAUGCUCUUCUGCAGCUGUGUGGUGCAGGGGUCAUUCCUGCCGCUUGGCACCAGAUGGGGGGCAUGUGCUUGUUGGGCAGCGAAGUGAUGGAACCCUCAGGUGCCCUCCGGGAACCUGAACCUCCUGAAUGAGGAACAUGGACAGAACACGUUUACCGCAGAAUGGUCGCUGCGCUUAGGCGUGGCUGUACACACGUUCUCAGCUCAUCAUCCUUUCCAGUAACUUUAAAAGCACAUCCCUCAGAUCCUGAUAUAUUUCCCUGGAUUCAUUUCACUUGGCUAGAGAUUACACUGUGCUCAAUGCCUUAAUAAAUCCCUGAAAGAAAUAAAACCCACACUGUGUGCAAUGCCUUGCUGUGGCCCCCAACCACUGCUUAGGCCUCCCAACUUCUCCCCAGGCCAAGUACAGGGCCCUGGCUGCAUUCUGGAAGUUCAAGACAGUCCUCUGCAGGGGGUGGAAGAGUGCAAGGCCUGCCAGGUCAGAUGGAGAAGCAGAACCUGCUGGUGCAGGCAGGGCAGGUCCUGACCAACCUGCAUCAGGGGAUGCCCUGAGCUCCACAGGUCUUUUUGGGCAGGAGUCAUGAGUCCUGGUGAAGGAAGUGCAUCCUCAGGCCUGGGCUGUAGCAAGCUGUCUGCCCUUGGGUUCAAGAACCAGACUGUGGAGCCACAGGUGACCAGAGGGGGCCCCAGGGCUGAGCCACAAGGAUACCCUCACUUUGCAGGAGGAGCUGAAACUGACCAGUGUCCAGUGUUUGCCCCCACAUGGGGCUACUCUUGCUUCUACUAAAAGAUAUAGCAGUUACCCCCUUAUCCACGGGGGAUACAGUCCCAGACCCCCAGUGGAUGCCUAAAACCACAGAUAACAAACCUUAUACAUACUGUUUUUUCCUAUACAUACAUACCUGUGACUUAAGUUUAUGAAGUAAGCACCUUAAGAGAUUAACAAUAAUAAUAAAAUGUAAUGGUUAUACUGUAA
Piliocolobus tephrosceles (Ugandan red Colobus) is the source of this 4429-nucleotide messenger RNA. It is a transcript of the gene TBC1D9B, whose product is annotated as TBC1 domain family member 9B. The record is from RefSeq and is a predicted model, not a curated record. The transcript is spliced from 15 exons. The coding region runs from base 95 to 3082 and encodes 995 amino acids. NCBI's taxonomy places the organism in Eukaryota, Metazoa, Chordata, Mammalia, Primates, Cercopithecidae.